ACCAGGAGCAUCUUUUCUCUCACUCUCUGUUUGAAGAAUUGAAGAUGAAGCUCGCUGUGUUGGUUUCCCUGCUGGUUAUUGUACCAUUCCAGGUCGUAACUGCAUCAUGUGUCGGUAAAACUGUGGAAGUGUGGGUAGCCAAUGGCCAGUCUCUUACAGGGGAUGGACCCUUAAGCGAACCAGAUCCCUAUGUUAAGGUGAACGUCGGUGGUCAGACCAAACAGACCUUUGUCAUUCAUUCAAAUGCCAACCCAUCCUGGUGGCAGAAGUUUAUGUUUUACAAUCCUCGCAGCGACAUGAUGAGAAUAGAAAUCUGGGAGGCUGAUUCUGGACUUCGUGGCGAUGAUGACCACCUGGGAACAUGCAUGGAGCAACUUGUCUCAGGAGGUUCACAACUUCGCAGUGUACUAUGCAGGGCCAAAGACCAAGGUUUUGUCAGGGUCAUGUACAAAUGUUACUAAACGUAAGCUACUCUUGGAAAUGAAAGAGCACA
Larimichthys crocea (large yellow croaker) is the source of this 493-nucleotide messenger RNA. Its product is annotated as multiple C2 and transmembrane domain-containing protein 1-like. Gene Ontology annotation, molecular function: wide pore channel activity. Bases 45 to 461 code for a protein of 138 amino acids. Gene Ontology annotation, biological process: immunological synapse formation; defense response to virus; T cell mediated cytotoxicity. Lineage: Eukaryota; Metazoa; Chordata; Actinopteri; Sciaenidae. Gene Ontology annotation, cellular component: membrane. The record is from RefSeq and is a predicted model, not a curated record. The transcript has 2 exons.